Messenger RNA from Cheilinus undulatus (humphead wrasse), 3443 nucleotides. RefSeq names its product DENN domain containing 1C (gene dennd1c). The transcript has 23 exons. Lineage: Eukaryota; Metazoa; Chordata; Actinopteri; Labriformes; Labridae. Bases 139 to 2976 code for a protein of 945 amino acids. Gene Ontology annotation, molecular function: guanyl-nucleotide exchange factor activity; phosphatidylinositol phosphate binding. Gene Ontology annotation, cellular component: cytosol; intracellular membrane-bounded organelle. The record is from RefSeq and is a predicted model, not a curated record. Gene Ontology annotation, biological process: endocytosis; endocytic recycling.
CUGAUCUUGCACGCUGCUGCUGUCGUCUGCUUUCCUGUACAUCCCCGCUACAUCACAGGAAUGACCUUUAUACAGCAGAUCCUCUGAAGCCCUCUGCCCUCCUGGACAAUCACAUGGACACAUACAUAUCCUGACAGCAUGGGCUCCAGACUGAAACAAAACCCUGAGCAAACCUUCUACUGGUUCUUUGAGGCGACUUGCCCUGUAGCCAGAGACAAAGAUCCUGGUGUAUUGUUCCAGUUUCCAGAGGACUUCAAUGAUGAGGAGUCUUGUCAAACAUUACCCAGGUUCUGCUUCCCGUAUGACAUACAAAGAGCGAGGGAUGGUGCAGCCGUGCAGCACUUUACUUUUGUUUUGACUGACAUAGAGGGAUGCCAGCGGUUUGGAUUUUGUCGUCUCACCAACAGCACACACACCUGCCUAUGCAUUCUCAGUUAUCUUCCGUGGUUUGAAGUGUUUUACAAACUCCUCAAUAACCUGGCUGAUUAUCUCGCAAAAGGACAGACCAAUGAGAUGAAAGCACUCCUGGCUGCGCUCUACAAACAGUCCAUACCACUGGCAGCAGGAUCCGUCACUCUGCAGAUGGGAGAGCAGCUUUUGGUCAGCACAGAGGUGUCCUGUCCUACUGGACACCCAGAGGGACAAGAGGGGGUUCCUUACUUCAUUGCUCCGGACCCCAGAAGUCUCCCUUCCAUCCCUGAAAAUAGGAACCUGACUGAACUGAUCGUGGCAGUUGAUGUGAGUAAUCUGCUCCAGCUCUACGCCAGCAUGCUGUUUGAGAGACGCAUUCUCAUCUUUGCCAGUAAACUCAGCACUCUGACGUCUUGUGUGCAUGCACUUAGUGCAGUGUUAUACCCCAUGUUUUGGCAACACAUCUUCAUCCCUGUCCUACCCCCCCACCUACUGGACUACUGCUGUGCACCUAUGCCUUAUCUGAUAGGCGUCCACACCAGUCUAUCUGAGAGGGUGAGAAGUCGUGGUCUGGAGGAAGUUGUCAUUCUUAAUGUGGACACAAAUACUCUGGAAACCCCCUUUGACGACCUGAAGAAGAUACCUUCAGAUGUGAUGUCUGGUCUAAAGGUGUGUUUGAAGCGUCAGGCGGUGACUCCUGGCUGUGGUGUGUCGAAGGCCUUCCUCAAAGCUCAGGCUCUGCUGUUUGGAGGCUACAGGGACGCACUGCAGAGUCAGCAGGAAGGUGAACUGUGGUUCAAUGAGGAGCUGUUUCUCGAUCACAAGUCCUCCAGUAUGAGACAGUUCCUACAAAGCGCUGUUCAUCUCCAGUUCUUCAAACAGUUCAUCGAUGGUCGUCUGGAUAUUCUGAACAAAGGGAAGCAACCUGAUGAUCUCUUUGAGGAGGAGAUCCUCAACUGUGAAACUACAGCAGGGAGAGGCAAAUCUUAUCAACAUUUAGUUGGUAACUUAAAGAAGGGUGGAGGAGCACUCAUCCUGAACAUGCGAUCUAAAGCAAACAUAAAGGCCAAAGGUCUCGCCAAGACCGGUUUGAAAAACCUGCUGAUACACAAGCCCAACAAUGAAGGACACGCCCUGCAGAGGGGAGGAUCUGUGUCACACCGCCGUGCCCAGUCAGACUGCCUGCAAAACCGUCUGCCGAUCACACAGCACUUUGGGAUGUCUCGUCCCCGUCGGCCUGUCAACAAACACAGGGCUCCCAAAGACGAGGAGGGUACAAAGGACUCUGGAGAUACAUGGGACGGAGCUGUGUCUGAGCCUGUGGUCGGGCUCGACUCUGAGCUCCAGAAGGAUGAGGACGAUGAGGAAGAUUCCCUGCUGUGUGACUCAGAGGAAAUGGAUCUGCUCGGGGAGAUCUUUGACACACUCAGUUCCCGCAGCCUCCACGAGCGUGGUCUGCUGUACGGCACACGUAGCCUGGAUCUGUUUGGAUCCGACAGUUAUGACUAUAUCACAAAGGUCGGUUAUCCAGCCAACCCCAGCCAGGAAAGCCUGAAUCUGUCCGUCAGUGGCAGUGGCAGCCUGCACAGUUGGAACCUGGAAAUCACGGAGGAACAAUCAGAUCAGAUGGAGGACCCUGACUGGCUGAACCUGGACACUGGGGUACCAGAAGAAGAUGGGACAGAGAGUCUGCAAGCUGAAAUAAAGGAGCAAGAAAGCAGUGUGGAACAGGAAGACAUAAAUACCUCUACAAACAGGAAAGAAGAAGAAACUGAUGAAGAUAGACCUAUUUUUAAGGAAGUGGAGCUAAAUAAGGAGAAAAUGAUCUUUAAGAGAGAGAGUUUAGGAGAAGAUGGAGUUAAAGAAAUGUCUGAAAAUCUAGAAGAAGAAGAAGAAAAAAAUGGUUAUGUGCAAAACCAGAGCAAAAAGGAUGAGGAAGAAGAGAUGAAAAAAGAACCACAUGACAUGCAGAAUGUAACAAGAAAAGAAGAAGAAGAAGAAAAAAAUGAUUAUGUGCAAAACCAGAGCAAAAAGGAUGAGAAAGAAGAGAUGAAAAAAGAACCACAUGACAUGCAGAAAGAUGUAUUAAGGAAAGAAGAAGAAGAAGAAAAAAAUGAUUAUGUGCAAAACCAGAGCAAAAAGGAUGAGAAAGAAGAGAUGAAAAAAGAACCACAUGACAUGCAGAAAGAUCUAACAAGGAAAGAAGAAACUGAGACCCAGGAAAACAAACUGACAAAUCUCCUUCCCCAUCAUCCCAACCCAGAAGCUCCAGCAGCUCAGGACAAAACGAGAGAGGAAGCCGUGAAGAAAGUGCUCUCUGCUGUAGCGCGUUUCCAGUUUCAGGAGCAGAGCCAGAGCUUUCAGCUGAAGUCCAGGACCAGAGACCCGAAUGAACCGGGGAGAGUUGGUAAUAGGUUUCAGGGCAGGGGUAGCACACAAACUCACCUGCCAUGUGGCUCAAACACAUCAGAGGAGAAACAAUGCUCAGAGAAGCAGGGAGAGGAGGAGGAAGAGGAGCAGCCGCCAAUCAAAGUGUCUGAGCUGAAGAAGAGAUUUGAAGGUUAAAGCUCCUGUGAGGACGUGUUAAAUGGUUAUAAAAACAGACUGACUUUGAUACUGAUGGAUCUUUAUGGCCAAAAAGUCAAAUAAGAGCACUUGAAAAAAUAAUGACUUUUACUAUGUAGUUACUUUUAAUGCCUAAAACUGCUACUGCAGGGUAGGUGUAAAGUGGCAAACUUCAUGGAGAGGAGAAAACAUUUCUUGUGGUAAAAAAGAGGACAGGAGUCUGACUGCAGAGCGCUGCUCUUACAGACAACCACUGAGUUACCACCUCAGUCAGGACAGAAGCAGCUAAAGUGAGCCAGUGACAUAACUGGCUCAUUUUAGCUACAUUAGCUUUAACUACAAAGCCAAAGCUAACAUAGAUUAGCUAGCUACCUAGCAUACAUAACUAUGUACGCUAACAUAGCUAUAUAUGUGCCAGAGUUGUGAUGUAGAGAACAUGCAAAAAACCAAUAAUAUGAAUAAAAUUG